GAAGAGAAGGACGCGUGAGGCAGUGAAAUUAAGCUGAAGGGAGAAGAAAAGAGAGGAGCAAGGGAAAGAAAAAGGCCAUUAGAAUUUAGAAAAGAAGAGUCCACUCCAUCGAGCCAUACCGUGCCUCUGGCGAGUUGUUGAGCUGUGUUGUUAAGAAAGAAGAAGAAGAAGAAGAAAGAAAGAAAGAUGUCACACAGCGAUACAAUACCCCUGCAUCCAUCAUCCCAAUCGGACAUCGACGAGAUCGAGAAUCUCAUCAACGCUUCUCCGGCCACCGUCCUCCCAGCUAGACCCCCCAGUCCCCCACGCGCGCAAAUCCCCGUCUCCUCCAGCCUCCCCCCUCCUCCCCCUAAGCCCGCCCCUCCCAAGCCCCAGCCACACUCCUUCCCCCCUCCCCUUCCUCCUCCCUCCUCUUCCGUCCCCGCUCCCCCUCCCCUCCCCUCUUCCCGCCCUGAAAUCGCCGCCUCCGGAUUCGGCCCUGCCCCCAACACUCUCACCGAGCCCGUAUGGGAUACCGUCAAGCGCGAUCUCUCCAGAAUCAUCAGCAACCUCAAGCUCGUCGUCUUCCCCAACCCCUACCGUGAGGAUCCCGGCAAGGCCCUCCGCGAUUGGGAUCUCUGGGGCCCUUUCUUCUUCAUCGUCUUCCUUGGUCUCACUCUCUCUUGGUCCGCUUCUGUCAAGAAGUCUGAGGUCUUUGCUGUUGCAUUUGGAUUACUUGCUGCUGGCGCGGUAAUUUUGACAUUGAAUGUACUGCUCCUGGGUGGACACAUCAUUUUCUUCCAGAGUCUGAGUCUGCUGGGUUAUUGCUUGUUCCCAUUGGAUGUGGGUGCAUUGAUCUGUAUGUUGAAGGACAAUGUCAUACUGAAAAUUGUUGUGGUCUGUGUGACAUUGGCUUGGAGCUCUUGGGCUGCAUAUCCAUUCAUGAGUUCUGCAGUCAACCCCAGGAGAAAAGCUCUUGCACUCUACCCAGUUUUUCUCAUGUAUGUAUCUGUUGGUUUUCUCAUCAUUGCCAUUGACUAAAUGCAUCAAUCGGAGCCUCUGAUUACUAUAUUCUCAAUCCCAUGAUCAGCUUGAAUCGGCUUCUAAAUAGGAAUUUUUGCUUAUUGAUCUGAUCAACUUUUUUUUAUUCUUUUUCUUUUCCCUCUCUAUUUCUUCUGUUCAAUAUGUUGGCUAGAAUUAUUUGUGACACUGAGACAGACAAUUGUGUAAUAUUACGUGGAAGAUAUAUAUGAUGGGAUCAUACUUGCUAUGUGAAUGUGAAUAAUGAAUAGGAAUAGGAUUGUCAUGGAUGGACUCAAAUAAUUAAUUUUUUUUA
Arachis stenosperma is the source of this 1315-nucleotide messenger RNA. Its product is annotated as protein YIP4b. Bases 187 to 1020 code for a protein of 277 amino acids. NCBI's taxonomy places the organism in Eukaryota, Viridiplantae, Streptophyta, Magnoliopsida, Fabales, Fabaceae. Gene Ontology annotation, cellular component: trans-Golgi network; membrane. The record is from RefSeq and is a predicted model, not a curated record. The transcript is spliced from 3 exons. Gene Ontology annotation, biological process: endoplasmic reticulum to Golgi vesicle-mediated transport.